Molecule: messenger RNA, 1599 nt
Organism: Mesoplodon densirostris (Blainville's beaked whale)
Lineage: Eukaryota; Metazoa; Chordata; Mammalia; Artiodactyla; Ziphiidae
Gene: NETO1
Product: neuropilin and tolloid like 1
Exons: 10
Coding region: 1-1599 (532 amino acids)
Molecular function (GO): protein binding
Source: RefSeq, a predicted model, not a curated record
AUGAUCUAUGGACGCAGUUUGUUUCACAUUGUAGCAAGUUUAAUCAUCCUCCAUUUGUCUGGGGCAACCAAGCAAGGAACAGAAAAGCAAAGCACCUCAGAAACGAAGUCUGUGCAGUGUGGAAGUUGGACAAAACAUGCAGACGGAGGUGUCUUCACCUCUCCGAACUAUCCCAGCAAGUACCCCCCUGACCGGGAGUGCAUCUACAUCAUAGAAGCUGCCCCAAGACAGUGCAUUGAACUUUAUUUUGAUGAAAAGUACUCUAUUGAACCUUCUUGGGAAUGCAAAUUUGAUCAUAUUGAAGUUCGAGAUGGACCUUUUGGAUUUUCUCCAAUAAUUGGACGUUUUUGUGGACAACAGAAUCCACCUGUAAUAAAAUCCAGUGGAAGAUUUCUAUGGAUUAAAUUCUUUGCUGAUGGAGAGCUGGAAUCUAUGGGAUUUUCAGCUCGAUACAAUUUCACACCUGAUCCUGACUUUAAGGACCUUGGAGUUUUGAAACCAUUACCAGUGUGUGAGUUUGAGAUGGGCGGCCCUGAAGGCAUUGUGGAGUCUAUACAAAUUAUGAAGGAAGGCAAAGCUUCUGCUAGCGAGGCCGUUGAUUGCAAGUGGUACAUCCGAGCACCUCCACGAUCCAAGAUCUACUUACGAUUCUUGGACUAUGAGAUGCAGAAUUCAAAUGAAUGCAAAAGGAAUUUUGUGGCGGUGUAUGACGGAAGCAGCUCCGUGGAGGAUCUGAAAGCCAAGUUCUGCAGCACCGUGGCCAACGACGUCAUGCUCCGUACAGGUCUCGGGGUCAUCCGCAUGUGGGCGGACGAGGGCAGUCGCAACAGCCGGUUUCAGAUGCUCUUCACAUCCUUUCAAGAACCUCCCUGCGAAGGCAAUACAUUCUUCUGCCACAGUAACAUGUGUAUUAACAAUACGUUGGUUUGCAAUGGACUCCAGAACUGUGUGUACCCUUGGGACGAAAAUCAUUGUAAAGAAAAGAGGAAAGCCAGUCUGCUGGACCAGCUGACCAACACCAGUGGGACUGUCAUUGGCGUGACUUCCUGCAUUGUGAUCAUCCUUAUUAUCAUUUCUGUCAUUGUGCAGAUCAAACAGCCUCGUAAAAAAUAUGUCCAAAGGAAAUCGGACUUUGACCAGACAGUUUUCCAGGAGGUGUUGGAACCUCCUCAUUAUGAGGUAUGCACCCUCAGAGGGACAGGAGCUACAGCUGACUUUGCAGAUGUGGCCGAUGACUUUGAAAACUACCAUAAACUGAGGAGGUCCUCUUCCAAAUGCAUUCAUGACCAUCACUGUGGAUCACAACUGUCCAGUACGAAAGGCAGCCGCAGCAACCUCAGCACAAGAGAUGCUUCUGUCUUGACAGAGAUGUCCCCACAGCCCAUCAAACCCCUCAUCCCACCCGUGAACAGAAGAAGUAUCCUCGUCAUGAAACACAACUACUCCCAAGAUGCUGCAGAUGCCUGUGACAUCGACGAGAUUGAUGAGGUGCCGACCACGAGUCACAGGCUGUCCCGACAUGAUAAAGCCGUCCAGCGGUUCUGCCUCAUUGGGUCUCUAAGCAAACAUGAAUCUGAAUACAACACAACUAGGGUCUAA